This is a messenger RNA of Oncorhynchus keta (chum salmon), 8156 nucleotides long. RefSeq names its product potassium voltage-gated channel subfamily A member 1-like. Gene Ontology annotation, biological process: potassium ion transmembrane transport; protein homooligomerization. The record is from RefSeq and is a predicted model, not a curated record. The transcript is spliced from 3 exons. Bases 948 to 2906 code for a protein of 652 amino acids. Gene Ontology annotation, molecular function: protein binding; potassium ion binding; delayed rectifier potassium channel activity. NCBI's taxonomy places the organism in Eukaryota, Metazoa, Chordata, Actinopteri, Salmoniformes, Salmonidae. Gene Ontology annotation, cellular component: voltage-gated potassium channel complex; membrane.
UUGGGGAGGUAGAAGCAACGGACAGAUGUGUGAUGCGCUUACUUAACCGUGGGCGAUUUCACAUAUCAACAUAAACUUUUAUUUGCCCUCUCUCCGACGCAGCUUCUUUGACCAGGCUGAGCUAUUGAUACUCGCUAGACCUGCGUUUUAUAUAUAUUUUUGCUGCCAGCACCGAUGCAGCGGUGGAUCUUUUUUUUCGGGAAUGGGGAUGAUACUCAAUAAAUAGAUCCUGUUGAAUUGAGACAAGACAACGCCGAGACGCGUCCAAAAAGUGUAAUCCCUCGAGUGCAAUCGAACACAGAUGUAUAGGUGAUAUGUUAGCCGGUUGGAUACGUCGAGGGAUUAUAAUAUUCCCAAAACAAGAUGCGAAAUUGGGCAAACCAAGGAAUUGCAUCCUCACCUACAGCACAUUUUGUAAGGUGCUGAGACGAUUUCGUUCGGCCUUUAUCAUAUCUGCUGAAGACGUCAGAGGAAUAAAGUCAUUCAGAAUCACUGAAGGUGUACAGCAUAAAAGGGCCGGUUUUCUCAUCACCUAAAAUGGCAACUAGGAGGGACCACGAAAAGGCAAAAAUGCCGUAUUUCUGCAAGUACUCACACUGGAGUUAAGCACCUGAGGGGCAAAUUAGGUGGUUUUGUGAAUAUAUUGUCCAAUAUCUGGUGAUAUCUGGCCUACCCAUCCACAGCCUAUAUUCACUUGGCUGUAAUAAUGAUGUCAACGAUGAUUUUUGUCAACGACAAUGUGAACUAUAUUCCAAAAAUGGACCUUUAAUUACGCAUUCUUAACUCACCUAAGACUCACUGAAUAACAGGUGCCUGCUAUCUGUCAAAGCAGCAUCAACCAACCUGUGCGUCCUUUGCUACAAUUUGCUACUUUCCAUUGUCCUACACGAGUCGUCGCUAAAGGGAUUAUAUCAUUCACUCAGAACUGAAUUUACACCCUCCUCAAAAUGGAGUUUGCCAUGAUAGGUGCAGAUAAUGGGUGCAAAACUCGACUGCCUUACGGGUAUGCUCGCGCACGGGAAAGGGAGCACGAAAGGGAGAGACAGGUACAGCAGGCAACAGCCGCUGCGGAAGGUGCAGCAAGUGGAGAGGGAGGGGAGUCCUCUGGCCAUCUCCUUAACAACCACCAGCAGCAUCAGUCUCGCACCGCCUCCUCAUCAAAUGCCAACAACAGUAGCGGCAGUACCGCCUCGCGCCCCUCCUCCUCGCAACAGCCACAGCAGCACUACCAUGAGUCCGAGCAGCAGGUUCUCAGAGAAAGGAAAAAGCAACGCGGCGUAGGACGUUGGAGAAGGAGUCGCCAGACUCUCGGUGGGGAUUUGCGCCACUCGGAGUUGGCGCUACUUGGAUCAGAGGAGGAUAUGAUAGAGGAGGACGAGGCGGAAGGCGGGGAAGAGGAGGACAGGGGAAGCAAGAGUUCCAGUUUUCUCUGUAAUAUGGAUGAUGAAGAGACUGUCUCACUCACAGACAGACGUCCCCAAUCAGGAUACGCAAAUGUUUACAGUGAAUAUGGGUGCAGCGAAAGAGUUGUUAUUAAUGUGUCCGGACUAAAGUUUGAAACUCAACUUAAGACUCUCACACAGUUUCCUGACACUCUUUUGGGAGACCCGGACAAACGAAUCAGGUACUUCGACCCUCUAAGAAAUGAAUAUUUUUUUGACAGGAACCGACCAAGCUUCGACGCUAUUCUUUAUUAUUACCAGUCAGGGGGGCGAUUGAAGAGACCCCAAAAUGUACCUUUUGACAUCUUCUCUGAGGAGGUGAAAUUCUAUGAACUCGGAGAGGAGGCUAUACUGAAGUUUCGGGAGGAUGAGGGUUUUGUCAAAGAGGAAGAGAAACCCUUACCAGAGGACGAGUUCAAACGCCAAGUUUGGCUUCUUUUUGAAUACCCAGAGAGCUCACAACCUGCGAGAGGGAUUGCAGUCGUGUCCGUUUUAGUCAUCGUUAUAUCAAUAGUCAUUUUCUGUAUGGAAACGUUGCCAGAGUUCAGGGACGAAAAAGAAUACCUUAAACCACGAGACAAUUCGACAGAACCCCAUGGACAGACUCCUUUUAACGACCCUUUUUUCAUUGUGGAGACGGUAUGCAUUAUUUGGUUUUCAUUUGAGAUUAUAGUGCGCUUCUUUGCAAGUCCAAGUAAAACGGAUUUCUUUAAAAACAUUAUGAAUACUAUAGACAUUGUAUCCAUUUUGCCUUAUUUCAUCACGCUCGGCACAGAUCUUGCUCAACAGCAAGGCAAAGGGGACCAGGCAAUGAGUUUUGCAAUAUUGAGAAUAAUCCGCCUUGUCAGAGUCUUUCGCAUCUUUAAACUCUCCAGGCACUCCAAAGGAUUGCAGAUCCUCGGACAUACCCUCCGCGCCAGUAUGAGGGAACUAGCGCUUCUGAUUUUCUUCCUCGUUAUUGGUGUUAUUUUGUUCUCAAGUGCAGUGUACUUCGCUGAGGCAGACGAACCCGCGUCUCAAUUCACAAGUAUUCCCGACGCUUUUUGGUGGGCUGUCGUCACUAUGACCACGGUCGGAUAUGGAGACAUGAAACCAAUUACCGUCGGUGGCAAGAUAGUGGGCUCGCUCUGUGCAAUAGCGGGUGUGUUAACCAUAGCUCUUCCAGUGCCCGUCAUUGUAUCAAACUUCAAUUACUUCUACCACAGGGAGACUGAUAAUGAAGCAGACCCGCCACCGGUUGUUGAAGCCCCACCACCUAUCUGCCCCUAUUUCCCCAACUUUCUUAAAAAAUUCAAAGGGUCCCCCUCAGGCUCUUCGCUGGGUGAUAAAGCGGAGUACAUGGAGAUGGAAGAGGGGGUAACGGAGUCGCUGUGUGGGGUGGAUACAAGCCUGAGUAAAGGAAACGGGACAGACAUUGGCAGGAAAAACAGUACAAGUUCAAAGUCACAACAGACUGACGUGUGAUGACAAAAAACAACAACAUUAUUCUCGUGAAGAAAGAUAUGCUGUCAUAUCACACACACAUAGGUGGUCCGACUCACACAAGUGCGCACUUGCGCGCAAUGCACACACACACACACACUUUAUAUUUAGCUAGACUUUGGGAAGCUCAAACGUGGUGUUUUAUUCUGCUUAGAGGAAUAUAGGCCUACGGAUUUACAACUAUAAUGACCAAUGUAAUCCGAUGAUAUCAGAUACAGGCUACCUAUCUGGGCCUUGUAAACCUACAAAUGAAAUCGAAAAUAUUUAAGGGACAGGCUAAGGCAUAUGCACUUUAUCAGUUUCAUUUGUCAAUAAUGGAAGGGGAGAUGUAGUUAUUGUUUUGCUGUUAUGCGAUAAAGUCAAAGUUUAUAGUAGGCCUAGUUUGCACUAUUGUAAAAGCUUGUUUGAGACGCUGACUUUCAAGAGAGAUAGACUUGGAAGUUAUGCUGAGAGACAGGAACUGUAGGACAUAUGGCAACCUAGACACCCUUUUGUCUGACAUAAUGAGCAUUGAGAUGUUUUUAUUCUGAACAAUAAUGAAUUCUUAUUGCGUUUCAGUGUAGGUCUAACCCCUCUGUGUACACAAUAAAAUAAUAAUUCGAUAUCGGUCGUGAAACAUUGAAAUAGCUAAAUCAUUUGUGAGAUUCUUGAGUAAAUGAGCAUGAUGCCUAUUUUGGCAGCACACUGAGGUCAACAAGGGAGACGCUUGGCAAACAACAUUCUUUGCAACGAUCAGGACAAAAUGAAGCCUUGUAUUGACCGAACACCGAGGUGAAGCACAGGAGUUACACUGGCUACUCUGCAGACUGACAUGAGAAAUGGCACCACACUGGCUGUCACGAGAGGUCCUGCACGGGAUAUCUUGCGCCACUACAACUCCGUCCCUUUAAAACCACCUCAAACUAACUGACAAUAUCCCUUUACACGGACGUUGACUGAAGCUUAUUUGGGGGAAAAAUGACUGUCAUCAUGGAAACUUUGGGUUUGUGAACUUAAUCUCUUAUUCGUUGGACAGUGCACAUUUCUCUAAAAUGAGAAAGGAAGGUCUGUUGGGCAUCCCAGAAAGCACCAAGAUCUCCAGCAGGCGGUUGUUUUCCAAGUGCUGUCAGUUGAUGGCUUAGGAGAGGAUGUGCUGGCUGGUACUCUUGGAAUUGUCAGAGAGAGAGCUAAUAUUAUGACUGGUCAUCUGGGGUGAGACAACGGACAUCGAUAACCACAGAUCUACUGCGAGAGUGAACCCAGCGAUCGGACAUCGGAAGUUUGAAUGGACAAAUUAGACAUUGGGACACUAUACGGAGUGCACAAGGAACGAAAAUCUUUCCUAGUAAACCUGGAGGCAGGGAAAUGAGUAAGUCAUGUCCCAAAUGAUUGCCUUAAUUAUUACAUAUAUACCUAUAUAUGAAGUGAUGAAACUAGAGACUUAUCCGAGUUCAAAUAUGUUUUUCUUUAUGUGUGAAACAGUGUCUUGUAAGGAAGAGAUGUGAAUAUUUUAAUAAGAUAGAGAAAAAUUGUUUGGUUGUAAUGUCGACAAUGUUUUAGUUGGGUCUGCUUUGUAGGUGUCAUUGAUAACCAAAUGGUGGAGCUGCUCUCUGCUUACUUGCAGCCAGCAGAAUGAGUCAAUCUAUUUUUAUCUCAUUUCGUAUUGUCAACCAAAAUAAGGCUGGCUUGAGGCGGAGCUGCUCGCUCAGCUACCAGCUACAAUGUCUUUCAAUUCACAACAUCAUGUUAUGACAACCAUAUUUCAAUUCAGAAAGGAGUAGGGAGUCAAAAAUGAGACAAAAUGACUCAAUAUACAUGAAACAUAUCUGAUUAUUUUUCUCCUCUAUUUUUCACAUACUGUAAGCAUCUGGUCACACACUCUCAAACACAAAAGAUGUCAGGUACGCACGCACACACGCACGCACGCACGCACGCACGCACGCACGCACGCACACACACACACACACACACACACACACACACACACACACACACACACACACACACACACACACACACACACACACACAGAAUGAUCUACCGAAGUGACACAAAGGGUUUUCCCUACGAUGCAAAUUGUAUUAUGUUAGUGUGAAGUUAACUGUAUGCAAAGUAACAUGGAAGUGUGUUAUAUAUAUUUUUUUAAACCUAGCCUUGACUAUAUUACUUAACCAAAGUUUAAACCCUGAUGUUAUUGUACGUGGUGGACACUUCCUCUGGAGAUGUCAUGAAAAUAGAUACACAUUGAAUAGAACAUAUAUGUACAUAUGCUGAUGUUUAUAUUUACGUGUCCUACGAUGUGUCGCAAAUCAUGACAUUCGAGACAAUUCUAUUUAGUUUGACUGUUUAACAAUGUUCAGAUCUUCAGGAGUCAUGUUCCAUUUUUAUUUCCAUGAACAUUGAACAUGUUGUGGAUGCUGCUCCAACAAGAUUCAUGAUUUUCCACUUGACAAGUGGGCUAUUUCUUAUUUUUUUGUGCUGUUCUCAUAUAACUGCUCGUAGAAAAUCCGCCCACUCUCUUUAGGCCUGCUUUCAAAGACACAGAUUUGUAUUGCACUGCUUGCUUGUUGCAGCGUUGUCAGACAAAUCAAGUGUUUGCUUUUUUAAAAACAUAAAUGCCAUCUUGUGUUUAUCCCCAUCCUUCUUACGUUCAGUCAACAGCCAAGAACUUAGUAAUGCUCGCUCCUGGGCGUACUGUCUAUUAUUGUGAGGUCGGCCCAUGAUGACUGUGCUUUAGAGCAUCAACUACACAGAGUUCUUUAAUUUUUUUUAUGUCACUGAAAGGGGUGGAACCUAAUAUUUUAUACUGUAUUAUUUGCAUAGGCAAUGUACUGCAUUUAUAUAUUCUCUUCCAUAAAAAGAAAACUAACAUAUUUCAUUGUACUGUCUGAAAAGACAUAGAUCACUUGAAUCCGGAGAUGGAAAAUGCUCUGAUAUCAGUUCCCCCCCACACACACACACACACCACCACUCCACCAAUAUGUGUCUAUUGUUAUUGGUUAUGAUAUAGCCCUCUAUUACAAAAUAGUUAGAGGGCUGUAGUCAAGAUUUUCCUCAAUAUUCAGAAAACCUUAUCAAACUUACCAUGCUAGCCUCUGCUAAAAUUGACUUUGUUAUCAAGUUCUUAAGCAUCAUUGGGCUAUUUACCCUUGAUCGCAGAAAGAGUAAGCGCUGUCUAUUCCCUGAUCCCAUAGUCCCAUUGUUCUACAUUUUGAAGCAAACACAAAGCGCAUGCACAUUCUGAAAAUUGAUGUCUAUCAAUCAGUGUAUAAGUUUAAAUCUAAAUCCCUCAGCAAUUAAUGGUAUCAUUUAGUGUGCCUGGCAAAGAGUUGCUGUGUCUUGCCAUAGUUAAGCUAAACUACUCUUGAUUCCCAAAUUGUAGUUGAAUAAGUAGUAACUUAAGGGAAAACAAAGAGAAAGAUGUAUCUUUCAAAAUCAAGUUUUUCUGGUAUAUUACGAUGUUGCUAGACUGUUAGAUACUGUAUACUGUUAGAUACUGUAUACUGUUAGAUACUGUAUACUGUUAGGAAAACUGACCUUCUUCCUAGUUAACUACCCAAUUGGUAGUACAACUCUGAAGUGGUGGCUUCUUUUGAAAAUAUCAGUCAGUGUUAUGUUCCGGCCUAAAGCACUUUGCAUAAUGAUGAGAAUAUUUAAAAAAUCCAAAAAACAUUAUAAGUAAUUGGUAUAGCCUGAGUACCCAACAAUGAUAUUUGACCACAUUAGAGUAACAUAUUAUGGUAAUGGCCUAAUUGUGAUUGGACUGAACUGAAAAGACAAAGUCAAAGAAAAGGCUUUUUACAAUGCCGUAAUAUCAAAGAUGGGGCUUAGACCUGUCUACAGUAUCUAUGUGUAUCCCUAGUAUAGAUAUGAGGCCUGCUUCAAGGUGUGAAACGGUCCAGAAAAUGUACAACUACCUGGUCUGUCUUUGAACACUAACCUGGGCCCGUACUCACAUAAAGUAUCUCAGAGUGCUGAUCUAGGAUCAGUUCCCCUGUCCAGGUUAUCUUAUUCAUGGUAAUAUAAAAGGCAAAACUGAUCCUUUAUCAGCACUCCUCUGACGGCGCUUGAUACAUACAGCCCCAAGCAUGACAAAUGCAUACAAAUCAAAUCAAGUUCUUCACUUCAAAAUCAUGACAAAGACAUGUUUUAACCGUUGCAUACAUUUGAAAGUAGUGCCUUCUUAGGUAUAGACGUGGGAGCUGCUAAGGGUCCAUAGUAUAUAUAAAUAUAUUUUUUCUGCACACGCUUCAUAGUCAACAGGUGUAGGCUAACAGUGAAACGCUUUCACGCACGGUGAAACGCUUACAGGCGGGUUCAUUUCCAACAACGCCGAGUUAAAGAUAAAAAAAAAAAUGUAAUACGACAUUUAAAUAGUGACACGAGGAAUUAAUACACAUUGAAUAACAAAUAAAAAUCAAGAGUAAAAGUAACAUGGAUAUAUACAGGGAGUACCAGUCGAUGUGCAGAGGUACGAUGUAAUUGAGGUAGUGUGUUGUACAUAUAGGUAGGGGCAAAUUGACUAGGCAGCCGGAUAGAUAACUCACAGUAGCGGCAUGCGUAUGUGGUGAGUGUGAAAGUGUGUGUGUUGCGUCAGUAUGCAUGUGUGUGCAUGUUAUGUGUGUGUGGGCUUAUUUAGGAUGUGUGUGUGUGUUUGUUACUGUAAUAUGUUUCAGCCAUGGAAUAAUUGUACCAUCACUAAGUAUGUUUACUGUGAACAUCCACAUGGAAAUGGCAUUGGUUAUUCUUCUGUUAAAAUGUAACUCAAUGUUAAUGCAGUCUGCGUAUGUGUGUGUAUUUGAACCAUUCAUUUUCAUGAACACUGGAGGGUCAUUAAAGGGAGUGAAAUCAAAAUGGAACUUGAUAUUAAAACAACUCCUUUGAAGUGUAUUUCAGGAAGUGUAUAAUAUUUUUACAGUCCACAUGUGAUAAAGUGCCCAUGUUUUGGUCAGCCUUGCUUUUCUUCUGCAUGAUGCUUUGUUUUUGAAAAGUGCAUCCUAAUCUGAGAUGUUUGUAUUCUUUUCUUGCGGUUACUUCCUGUCUGUGUACUCCCUUCGGAGCUCGUUCAUUUCCUACUUAUAUUUUUAAUUUUUUAAACAUUUUAUUUAGGUAAAUCUUCAGACCUUUUGAUUUUCUACAUUAAUAUCAUUUUUGUAGGCAGCAAUAUGAGACGUGAUCAAACGGAGUAUGUGCAAUGUUGAAUAAAGAAAAAUAUAAUAUAUGAAAUAAAAAACGACUGCGAGAGUGACUCGA